Molecule: messenger RNA, 2778 nt
Organism: Gordionus sp. m RMFG-2023
Lineage: Eukaryota; Metazoa; Nematomorpha; Gordioida; Chordodea; Parachordodidae
Product: ubiquitin carboxyl-terminal hydrolase MINDY-2-like
Exons: 8
Coding region: 99-1634 (511 amino acids)
Biological process (GO): protein K48-linked deubiquitination
Cellular component (GO): cytosol; cell periphery
Molecular function (GO): cysteine-type deubiquitinase activity; K48-linked deubiquitinase activity; cysteine-type carboxypeptidase activity
Source: RefSeq, a predicted model, not a curated record
AUCAUACACCCAAAAUCCACAAAAUGGUAAAUUUUCAUUAUUAAGGAGACAAAGACAAAUUCCAAAAUAAUAGUUUAAAACAACACUAUUUUCUUACAAUGCUUCAGAAUGUGGAGUAUGAUGAUGAUUACAAUGCAAAACCUUCAACAUCUUCCCAAAAUGAAUCUGUGGCUCUUGAAUUAACUCAACCAACCACUAAAACAGAAGUCCCAAAUCUAGAUAUUAUGAUUCCUUUGCCUAUUAGCGACGAAAAUAUUAAAAUAAAUUUGAUCAAUGAUAACAUUAAAUCUUCAAAGAUGGAAGAAAUUUUAAAGUUAUCUCCAAUAAAAAUUCCAGAAAAUUCUCAGAUCACUACUCAAAAAAUUCCUCAAUCACCCUUUACAGUUUAUCAGAUAAAAUGGGUAAAAUGGAGAGGUAAAGACUUUCCUAUAAUUACACAGAAUGAAAAUGGACCAUGUCCUUUGAUUGCUUUAAUCAAUGCUCUCCUAUUGAUGGAAAAAUUUUCUAUUCCAAGUAUAAUUGAAAUUGUCACACCUGAACAAUUAAUUGAAUACAUUGCAGACUAUAUCUUAGCAAAUAAACCAAAGAACAUUCCUGACGAACAUUUAAUUAACUAUGAACAAAAUGUUCAAGAUGCUUUAGCAUUGCUACCUAAAUUGCAAACAGGGUUAGAUGUCAAUAUUAGAUUUACUGGACCCAAAGAUUUUGAAUACACCCCAGAAUGCAUUAUAUUUGAUCUACUUAAUAUUUCAUUGUGUCAUGGCUGGAUCAUAGAUCCUAUCAAUGAAUCGGCAACAGCUGAAUGCCUUUCUAACUCCACCUACAAUCAAAUCAUAGACAAAAUCAUAACUAAUAAAUGUUCAGUUGACUCUAACCUCGUUAAUUCUGCCCUAAUAGCAGAGAACUUCAUACAAACAACGUCUCACCAAUUGACUUACUAUGGGCUCUGCGAACUCAACUCUGUUCUUAAAGACGAUGAAAUGGUCGUUCUCUUUAGGAACAAUCAUUUCUGUACUCUUACAAAACACAAAGAUAAUCUCUAUACCUUAGUAACUGACCAAGGAUAUCUCUCCGAAAAAUGCGUCAUGUGGGAAACGCUUCACAACGUAGAGGGGGACGAAACGUUUGUAGAUGGCGUUUUCGAGAGGGCGGCAAUUCGACGCGAGGCAGUCCCUCUUUCCUCAAAUGUUAAUCAACCACAGACAGCUGGUGAUCGAGUAUCGGUGAAUGCCGAAUUGAUGGGCAAUCGGGGAAAUCAAAUUGAUAAUGAUUACCUGGUAGCCCUGAGCCUCCAACAAGAACAAAGUGAAUUGAACCAUCAAAAACAAGACGUUAAUUAUUCCGGAUCAGAAGAAUCAAAUUCGCGGACUUUCCAGCACAUCUCUGACAUACCCGACGAACUUUUGACCGAUUCGGACUUAGCUAAAAAGUUUCAAGCUCAGGAAGAUUUCAUGCUAGCUCAGGCUUUAUCUAGAGCAGAAAUGGCCGAAAAUAAUUCUACCAAUCAAAACGUUUCUCCGAAAAGAUCCAAAAAUUCGGCGCAACGCACCCCAAAUUUGGAAACAUCUGAUAACAGUGGUGAAGGGGAAGCAGAUGUUAGAGAUAAUCUCAAGAAAAAGUGUACUAUAUCGUGAAAACAUCAAAUCUUACUAUUGGUCAAAUCAUCAAGCCUUGCUAUACGUCAAAUCAUCAUUACACUGCAAGAUAGAAAAUUACCUAUUUCUUUAUAUUUAUAAGUUCGAUUUAUUUUCUUUAGCUUGCGUCUAAAACUUAUUUCAAAAGUUUUAAAAAAACUCUAAGGAAAUCUAAUAAAAAAAUUUUUAAUUCGUAAAUAUGUUUUUGAUCAUAUUUUAAAUCAAUUUUUUUUUAUUUAAAAAAAAUCUUAUUUCGUGUUUUUCGAUAAAUUUUUUGAUGUUUUGGACGCAGCCUUAAAAAAAUGUAACUAAGUAAAAUUAUAUCCUACAAAAAUAAUGCAUAUUUAACACUUUUAUUCUCUUCCUCUUUCAAUGUAUUACUACAAUAAGCUGAUAAAUUUAAUAUGUAAUUUUGAUGUAGCUUAUUUAUUUUAAAAUAUAUUUUUAUCGAAAAAAAAUCGAAAACCGGUGAUAUAAAACUGAAGAAAUAUUUAUUAUUUUACUCGAUAAAAUACCAGCAAAAUUAUUGUAAAAUUAUUUUUUGUUUGUUACUUGAAUAAUCCGAAGAAUAUUUUACAUUUACACAUUAUUUAAAGCAAUAUUUUUUAAAAUAAUUAUGUUAUGACUUAAGGUAACAAAUGUAGAAAAACGGUUGACUUCUAUCUAAUAUUAUUUAUAGCCCUACCCUCCUCCCCAAUUAAUGGUAUAAUUCAAUAUUGAUAGAUGGUAUUCUGUAAUUAUAUAAUUAUUGGAAAUUUUGUAUUUAUAUAUAAUUGCUACUUUUAGUUAUUAUUUUAUACACGAAUUAAUAUAUUUAUCAAAUUUUACUUUUAGUUAAAUUAUUUUUUUUUAGAAAAGAAUUAGUAAUUUAUGUAUAGAUAUUUAAAUGUAAAAUUUAUAUGCUUACAUUAUUAUUAUAAAAAUUAUUUAUUCUUUCUCAUCUAAGUUUUGCUGCCAUUCAUUCAAUUUUGAGAAUGAUCAAAAAUUCCCUUAACACUCGAAUUCUCUGCGAUUGACAUAAUAAUUUUUUUUAAAGAAAUCAAAUCGGUUGCCGUAUUUAUUUGACAUUUCAAAAUUUAAGAAAAAAAAAUUAUGCUUCACGGGAUGAUUUUUUUUGUAUUCAUGACUUAAUUAGUUAUAUUUA